Messenger RNA from Scedosporium apiospermum, 867 nucleotides. RefSeq lists its product as uncharacterized. Lineage: Eukaryota; Fungi; Ascomycota; Sordariomycetes; Microascales; Microascaceae. Gene Ontology annotation, biological process: protein phosphorylation. Gene Ontology annotation, molecular function: protein kinase activity; ATP binding. The record is from RefSeq and is a predicted model, not a curated record. The transcript is spliced from 5 exons. The coding region runs from base 1 to 867 and encodes 288 amino acids.
AUGGAGCCGAGCUUCGAGGCCGUGUCAAAUGACCAGAAGUCGGGCGCUUAUGUUGCUAUCAAAGUCUGCACUAGGGAGCAGGAAGAUGACUUCAACAACCAAGCGAAGAAUGAGAUUGCCGUGUGCCGCGUCCUCCAGGCUGGAGACGAUCAACACAUCGGGAAGAAUUUUGUCCGUCUCCUCAAGGAUAGUUUCGUUGUUGAGGACAUCUCUCCCAACAACAUCUUGACGGGUGUUACGGACCCAAGCCUCUUCUCUGAGCUUGAAGAAGCCGAGACGAACCACCCCGCCCCGCGGAAAGUACUCGAAAGUCGCGUCAUAUACGGCUCAAGAACCCUACCAAUUACCAAUGGUCCUCCAGUGCUCUCAGAUUUUGGAAGUGCACGGAUCGGCGCCGUCCAUAGGGGCGAUGUUAUGCCCGACUUCUACAGAGCUCCGGAAGUGAUCCUAGGCAUGGAAUGGGGUUCCAAGAUUGACAUUUGGGCUGCAGGUGUUAUGAUGUGGGACCUCUUCCAAGGCUGCCGAUUGUUCUUCGGCCUCAAGAACGGUGUAGUGGAUGACGAACAGCAUCUAGCCGAGAUGGUAGCUCUCCUAGGUCCCCCUCCGAAAAGCUUCCUUGAAAGAAGUGAAGCAUGUAAAAAAUACUGGGACUCGGAAGGUAACUGGAUCGCUAGCACUCCGAUUCCCGAUGUCACCCUUGAGAUGCGGGAGAGGUAUCUUGAGGGUGUAGAACAUGACAGGUUCAUUGAGUUUGCAAGGGGUAUUCUGCAGUGGUUGCCGGAAGACCGCCCUACUGCUAUCCAGAUUGUCGAAAGCGACUAUCUAAUGGAGCUGCAUAGAACCUCAGCUGAGUCUAAAUUAGAAUAG